CAGACAUCAGCGACUGCAUACAACACACCAUGGCUGGAGGACACGGGCAUUUCCAACCGGUCAAGCUUGACCCCGCUAUUGAGCGAUGGUCUCAGAUGCGUGAGAACGUCUAUCAACAUUUCAAGUUCACUCCUAGAAAGACGGCCCAAGUCAUCACCUGGGCCGUAGCUGUCCCCGCCCUUGUUGCCUCUAUCGCCAUGGCCACUGAUCAAAAGUACGACUGGGCCGGCAAGCAGAAGGGCUCAAGUUUACGCAUCGGCACCCCCGCCAAGCCUGCUCCUGUGGAGGAGGAGGAAUAAGUUCAAGGGACUCGGAUGUAUUACUUGUAAACUGGACGCGAGCGCUCUACAGUGCGGGCGAGU
Molecule: messenger RNA, 362 nt
Organism: Cryptococcus amylolentus CBS 6039
Lineage: Eukaryota; Fungi; Basidiomycota; Tremellomycetes; Tremellales; Cryptococcaceae
Exons: 5
Coding region: 30-299 (89 amino acids)
Cellular component (GO): mitochondrion
Source: RefSeq, a predicted model, not a curated record